AUUUCCAUCAAUUUGCAAAUGAUUCAAGUCGAGGACUUUCCGAGCCCUAUAAAUACCUCAAUUGUCAUCUACUUCAUCUUUACCAAAUUCCCAUCUCGCGCAUCUUUUUGCCGUUCACAGCCAGCCGUAACCCUAGAAUCCGACCAUGUCUAGCAAGCAAGGAGGAAAAGCGAAGCCACUGAAGCAACCUAAGGCCGAGAAGAAGGAAUACGACGAGAUGGACAUGGCUAAUAUUCAAAAGAAGAAGGAAGAAGAGAAGGUAAAACUAAAUUUUCUAAACAUUGCUUUUUUUUUUUUCUUUUUUUGUGUGGCUAAGAAAGCCAUGAUUCAUUUCCUAUCGACCUGUUCUUGUUACAAAUUAAGACGUUGACAUCUUCAUUGCAGGCUCUUAAGGAGCUAAGGGCAAAGGCUCAGCAGAAGGGAUCAUUUGGAGGUUCUGGAUUGAAGAAAAGUGGCAAGAAAUGAGACCCUAUUUUGGCUCAACACACUUCCUUUUUCGUGUUGUAGUAUGCAUACUUGAUUUGGAUUUCGAACGUGGUAAUUUUGCGUUGAUUGAUGUUUGGUGACCUGUAAGCUUUGCAGGAGGCUUUCUAUGUAGAAUUAAUUGCAUAUAACAAUGCCUUUUAGCCUUGAAUAUGGAUUUCUAGAAAA
This is a messenger RNA of Salvia miltiorrhiza (redroot sage), 651 nucleotides long. RefSeq lists its product as uncharacterized. The transcript has 3 exons. NCBI's taxonomy places the organism in Eukaryota, Viridiplantae, Streptophyta, Magnoliopsida, Lamiales, Lamiaceae. The coding region runs from base 146 to 370 and encodes 74 amino acids. The record is from RefSeq and is a predicted model, not a curated record.